AUGGUGAGAGAACAGCUCAACGAUCUCCUCCACAAACUCUAUUACAACGCCAGAACUGGUUAUGUUGGAGCUCAAGCGUUGUAUCAGAAGGCCCGAGAGCUAGACUCAAAAAUAACAUUGAAGGAUGUAAAGGAUUGGUAUACUACUCAGUCAGAUAUUCAACGGUUUCAAGAGCAGAAGAAAAGCUUUGAUGGGUUCAAGAUUGCAUCCCACAACCCCAACUCAUGGCAAAUAGAUCUUGCGUUCUGGGGGAAACAACCGAUUAUGACAUGCAUCAAUAUCAACUCCCGCAUCGGGUAUGCGAAGUUAUUGGUGAAUAAGACUGCACCUACUGUUUUAACAGCUCUCAAGGCGUUUGUUCGACUUCACAAAGUUGAUAUAAUAACGAGCGAUAACGGCAGUGAGUUUAUAAAUUCACAAGCUGAAGAGUUUUUUAAGACCAAAACAAUUGAGCAUUUCAACAACGAGCCAGGUGAUCAUGGAACUAUGGGCAAAAUCGAAAGGUUCAACAGAACUAUCAAGCAAAGACUCAUCAAGAUGGAUUUUAAGAGAAUUACCCAUAAGUUAAUCAGCGAUGUUAUUAGCAACUACAACAGCACUGUUCAUCGAUCCAUUGGAAUGACGCCAAAUGAAGCUAAAGGUCAAGUGAUGGAAGCAGAUCUGACCCAUAAUCAAGGUGAGGCAGAUAGGAUUGAGAAUGAGUUCAGUAUUGGCUUACAUGUUUUAUAUCGACUCAAGAAGAAGACGUUCGAAAAGGAGGCUGCACGUUGGAGCAAGGCUGUAUAUUCUGUGGUAGGGAUUGAUGGCUACCGCGUACAAAUUCGCUCGAAAAAUGGACAUACUCUAUACAAAGCCCCAAAUGACCUGAAAGUGAUUAUAUCUGAAACAAGUGAUGCUACAAUUAAUCCAGGGGAUAUCCUUGAAGCAGAGAAGAUCUUAGACCACAAGAAAAUGCGAUCCGGUAAGCACAAAUAUCUAAUCAAGUGGGUUGGGCACGAUGAUACCACAUGGGAGCCAUUCUCAAAUCUUCGCCUAAUAAAUAAAAAUAGGAGAUCAACUCUUGAAAAUGAGUAUUGGACCCGCAUAAAAAAACUGAGACAUAAUUAG
Molecule: messenger RNA, 1107 nt
Organism: Plasmopara halstedii
Lineage: Eukaryota; Oomycota; Peronosporomycetes; Peronosporales; Peronosporaceae
Product: integrase core domain containing protein
Exons: 1
Coding region: 1-1107 (368 amino acids)
Biological process (GO): DNA integration
Molecular function (GO): nucleic acid binding
Source: RefSeq, a predicted model, not a curated record